UCUCUGCGAUAGUGAUUUUUUCUAUAUGUAUAUAUUUGCAUGAAGUUACUAUUAAUUAUCACCAUGAGUAUUUACAGAUUUCUACGAGAAUAGAUUAUCCUGCGUCAUGCACAAAUGAUAAUCAUCAACAAACAUGUUGUGAACAACUGCUGCCAACAUUUAUUUUUGAGAAAAUGAUGAACAGUCUUGUAAGUUUACAAUAAAAGUAACUAAAAGGAAAACUUAAAAUAACUAUAAUUUGCUCUAUUUCCGUUCUGAAUGAAAGAACGUCAAACUGACAUCACUGUUUGAUCCUUAAGACAGUUCACUCACGAUAAAGGAAAAUAUUAAUAAAUUGUUUAACAAUGCAAGAGUAUUGGUUACUCUACAAGUUAACUAUCCGAAUAAGAAAAAACAGAUUUUGAGUUACAAAUUUUUAAGAAUUGACGUGUAACAGAAAGUUGUAUGUGGUAAACUACAUAUAUAAUUUUAUAUUGUUUGACGAAUAUUUUAAUUAAAUACACGAUGGAUGAUCAACAAUUAAAUAAUUUGAUUAAAUGGUUAGACACAUUCGAUCUUCAAGCACCUCACUCAUCUGCAGAGGAUAUAAGUGAUGGUGUGGCCUUAGCAGAUGCUUUGACUCAAAUUGCUCCAGGAUGGUUUACUGCUGCUUGGAGAGCAAAAAUUAAAAGUGAUGUCAAUUCUAAUUGGCGUCUUAAAGUUAGUAACCUAAAAAAAAUAAUUGAAGCUGUAAUAGAUUAUUACAUAGAUGCUUUAAAUCAACAGUUGUCUGGUUAUGUUAUACCUGACGCAACUAGAAUCGGAGAACAUUGUGACAAGCAUGAAUUACAUCGACUAUUACAAUUAAUUCUUGGGUGCGCUGUUAACUGUAAUCAAAAGCAGCAAUAUAUAACAAGAAUCAUGGGUAUGGAAGAAACUGUCCAACAAGCUAUUAUGCAAAGUAUUCAAGAAUUGGAAAGUAACAUGAAUGGACCAAGAUUAAGUUUAGGUACUAGCCUUAAUUUUGAAUCAUUGGAUGUAGCCGAUGGUACUCAUCAAAGACUAUUAGCCGAACUUCAAUUAACUGCUGACAUGAAGGAACAAUUAGCACAGAGAUGUCAUGAGCUUGAUCAACAGUUGUCACUUUUACAAGAAGAGAAAGCUGCAUUGGUUGCAGAAAAUAAAAAACUUCAAGAAAGGUUAGAUGAGUUUGAAUAUCCAGAAGAAACAGGUUCAAUUUUAAAAUAUUCAGGCCUUAGAAAGCAGGUGGAAGCUCUUAAAGAUGAAAUAUUUAAGGUAGAAACUUCUAGAGAUGAUUAUAGAUUAAAGGUAGAACUAUUAGAAAAGGAAGUAUUGGAGUUACAAUCUAAGCAAGAAGAUUUGCAAAAAGCUGCAGAUGAAGCUAAUCAUUUAAAAGAUGAGAUAGAUGCGUUAAGAGAAACUGCAGAUAAGGUAGCUAAGUACGAACUUACAAUAGAAUCGUACAAGAAGAAAAUGGAAGAUUUGAGUGACCUGAGAAGACAGGUUAAAAUAUUGGAAGAUAAAAACUUAGAAUAUUUGCAGUCGAAAAUAUAUUAUGAAGAAGAAUCAAAGAGAACUGCAAUGUUACGCAACCACUUAGAAGUUUGCAAACAACAACUUGCAGAAGUUCAUCAUAAAUUAGAUGAACAAACCAACAAGUGUGACAAACUAGAAUUUGAAGGGAAGAAAAUGGAAGCAAAGUUAAGUACUUUACAAAGAGAAAGAGACAGAGUAAUCGUUGAAAGAGAUGCCUUGAAAGAAACAAACGAAGAAUUAAAAUGUACACAGUUACAAGCAGCAGAAAAUAUAAUGAAACCUAGUACUGAUAGUACUGUUGCGAAUGCAGAAAUGAUUCCACUAGAAAUCAAAGAAAAGUUAUUAUGUUUGCAACAUGAAAACAAAAUGUUGAAACUUAAGCAAAAGGGAAAUGAAGAUAAAUUACCUACAGUCCAAGCACUUAUAGAAGAUUCAGAAGAAAGGAUAAAGAAGUUAAGAGAUCAAAAUCGCGAGGCUAAUCAAAAAAUUCUUGAAUUAGAAAAUAGAUUAGAAGAGGCAUUAGGAAAUCAAUCUACUGGAGAAAAUAAAGCUGAUAAUACAAACUUAGGACAGAAGAUAACACAGUUGCAAUGCGAAUUAAGGAAAGCACAUGCAGAUAAAGAACGCUUGAUUCUUCAACUAGAAGAAAGAGAUAAUUCGUUACAAAGUCAAAAACAAAAGGUUUUCGCAUUGCAGGAAAAGAUAACGCGUAAGGAAUAUGAUAUUACAGCACUUGAAGAACGUUAUAAAAAGAAUUUAGAAAAAGCAAAAAGCGUUAUAAAAUGUUUACAUCCUAAACAAAGUAAUUCCUCUCCCAAUGUAGUAGCUGUGUUAAGGAAUCAAAUUUUAGAACAACGAAAAAUUAUGGAAGAAAUGGAACGGUCUUUAAAAGAAUCUAAGUUAAUUAAAGAAAUGGAAGAAAAACUUAUGACUACUGCCUUUUAUCGUUUAAGUUUAUCUUUAAACAGAAAAGUACUAGACCAACGUCUUGCAGCCUUGCAAGGAUGUCAAGGACAGUCGUUUUUAGCAAGACAAAGGCAACCAUCAGCCAGGCAUCAUUUGCCUUAUAAUUCUAAGUAAAUAAACCUGUUUUCAAAUAUUUAAACUUUGUUUCAAUUACAUAUAUAUGUAUAAAAAUGAUUUAAGAUUUUUUAGAAUGCAAAUAAUUUAUAAUUUUAUAUUUAUAUAAUAUUAAUCUUUAAUUAUUUUAAUAUUCCUCCAAAAAUUGGUAUGAGGUUUAUCAUUGACAAAUGAGAAGUUUUAACCCCUCACAUAAAAUAAUAUUAAUAAAGUAAGCAUGCACUUGUAUAUAUUGUACAUGUAUAUUAUUAUAUUUUAUGCUUUUGUAGCACAGUAAAUAUGUAUACAAAUUAUAUGAAUUUUAAAAUAUAAAAGUAAUCAUUUACAUUUCUACUUAUAAGUUGGAAAGGUGAAAUAUAAUAUCAAUGUGCCUCUUAACAUUUUUAUUAUAUUCUAUGUAAUAUUUGUUUAAUAAAUUUAUACUUUAUACUAUUGUACAGGCACACUAGAAAAGUUUGAAGAUUAUACUUUAAGUAUUUUACAGUGAGGAAGAUUUAUUAAAGAAAAAGACCCAAAUAUGGUGUGUAAGUGUAUCAUUUUAGAAAAUGAAAAAGUAUUAAAAGUAAGCCAAACAUAUUACUACAAAUCUGAUACUUGGGAUAUUUCAGGAGAAUAUUAUUUUAUUUAUAAACUUUAUUUAUAUAGAAAAUAAUAUAAAAAUUUGU
Molecule: messenger RNA, 3281 nt
Organism: Nomia melanderi (Alkali bee)
Lineage: Eukaryota; Metazoa; Arthropoda; Insecta; Hymenoptera; Halictidae
Gene: hook
Product: hook microtubule tethering protein
Biological process (GO): cytoskeleton-dependent intracellular transport; cytoplasmic microtubule organization
Cellular component (GO): centrosome; cytoplasm
Molecular function (GO): dynein light intermediate chain binding; microtubule binding
Source: RefSeq, a predicted model, not a curated record